Aspergillus fumigatus Af293 is the source of this 1335-nucleotide messenger RNA. RefSeq names its product PXA domain-containing protein. Gene Ontology annotation, molecular function: phosphatidylinositol binding. Gene Ontology annotation, cellular component: extrinsic component of endosome membrane; early endosome; late endosome. Gene Ontology annotation, biological process: protein targeting to lysosome; endosome to lysosome transport; early endosome to late endosome transport. The record is from RefSeq and is a predicted model, not a curated record. NCBI's taxonomy places the organism in Eukaryota, Fungi, Ascomycota, Eurotiomycetes, Eurotiales, Aspergillaceae.
AUGACCAGCGAAUCUGUUCAGCCGGGUCUUACUCCACUUUCACAUCUCAAGGCCGUGCCUACUACUUCCAGCUCCAAGCCACUCGCAUUCAAAGACUCGUCCGUUUUGCAGGCAACUCCUCAGCUUCGACAUCGGUCUCGAUUAUCGAAAAAUGUCAAUCGUGAUGAGCCGGUUAGCGCGACAAGUGACAAGGCAACUGUUGCAUUGAUAAGACGUGUUCUUUGCUCGCAGGCGGGCAAUCAAAGCGGAGGUGCUUCAACCCCACAGCCAUUGGAAGAAUUGUUGCCUCCUUUGACGAGCUCAAAUGAAGUUGAUCUUCAACUGUAUGCAUUAAUUGCUAUAAUUAUCAAGGAAUUCGUCCUCUCAUGGUAUUCGAAAAUCACAUCGGAUCAGAACCUCGUCAAGGAAGUCAUUCAAGUGAUCGCGCACUGUACUCGUGCUUUUGAGCAGAGAUUGCGUGAAACUGACAUUGCACAGUUGAUCUUCGAUGAGAUUCCUGGUCUAAUAGAGGCGCAUAUAAUAUCGUACAGGCUGGCCCGCGAUGAAAGUACACUAUCCGGACUCUCCCCCUCUGUUCGCGAAACGUACCAUGCCUUACAUCCACAUCCGAGUCUUUCACCAAUCCCAGAUUCCUCGGAUAUGCGGACGAUUGAGAAACAACGCGAGAACGAGGCAAUAUACCGGCAGUUGCUGGCCCAUGGAAUGUUGGCCAUUCUCCUCCCGACGGAGGAUUUGGAAAAUGUCCCGCUACGAACUAUUAUCGGUGACAUACUAGCAGAUUUGAUACUUGGGAACGCAGUCAGCGAAAAGAUGUGUCAGGGAUGGUUCUUGUGGGAGACUACCACCAAGCUCCUAUCGACAGCAGAACGACUUGACGAACAUGAGGAAGACACGGCAGAUAGUCACCAGCAAGAUCGCCUACACAAAUUCGGCCUGCUCACUGUCAACGAUGAUCCCAAGUCGGACCAAUCGUCUUCACAGACUCAAUCUUUUGGACAAGCGUGGCUAUGGAAUAUCCUGCAAUAUCUGUAUCUGACCUAUAUUGUUCUUCAAUUCAUCGUGACGGGACUUUUUCGCGUGAUGACAAAUGCUAAAGCGAAUGUCUCGUCAGCUGCUAUAACGCCAGAAAUUUCCGAGACCGAGAAAUCGGCGCCCAUGGGCGGCACAUCAACUAAGCGCCCUAUUCUCAACUAUCGAAUUUAUAGUAUGGUUUUGCAAAUGCUGGACAUUCCUCGGAGAAUGCCAUGGCUGGCAGGAUUUCUCUCUCUUUUCCAAUAUUUGACUUUGGCGGGACCGGGCAAGUUGGGCGAGACCGGCAGUGUCCUUGACAGGUGA